Panicum hallii is the source of this 801-nucleotide messenger RNA. RefSeq names its product elicitor-responsive protein 3. Bases 205 to 603 code for a protein of 132 amino acids. The transcript has 5 exons. The record is from RefSeq and is a predicted model, not a curated record. NCBI's taxonomy places the organism in Eukaryota, Viridiplantae, Streptophyta, Magnoliopsida, Poales, Poaceae.
AUGCCGCCUCCAUGUGGAGAAAUAAACGCGCGCGUCCUGUCUCAACGCCUUCCGUAUAAAUAGACCCGCGAGUUGGGAUCGGGUCUCGCGAUCUAGGCGUUUCGUUUGGCUCCGCUGCGAGCUCGAAUCGCGUGAUCGAUCGAGCGGCCGGCGGCGGAAGAAUCGGGUCGAGAUCAGGCAGGCAGGCAGCCCGGAGGGGAGGAGAUGGCGCAGGGGACGCUGGAGGUGCUGCUCGUCGGAGCCAAGGGCCUCGAGAACACCGAUUACCUGAGUAACAUGGAUCCCUACGCGGUUCUGAAAUGCCGCUCCCAGGAGCAGAAGAGCAGCGUUGCAUCUGGGAAAGGAAGUGAUCCUGAAUGGAACGAGACCUUUGUGUUCACCGUCUCCGACAGCACAACGGAGCUAUUCAUCAAGCUCCUGGACAGUGAUGGUGGCACGGAUGACGACUUUGUUGGUGAAGCAACGGUUCCUCUGGAAGCAGUUUUUACAGAAGGAAGCAUCCCUCCAACUGUUUACAAUGUUGUGAAAGACGAAGAAUAUCGCGGGGAAAUCAAAAUUGGUCUCACCUUCACUCCAGAGGAUUCUCGUGACCAGGGUUUCUGAGAGCCAGUCUUCAAAAGAAGCACAUUCCAUGAUGUUUUACCACAAUCUGAAAUGUCUGCGACUUGUUACUCUAAAACGAGACCCCGUAUUGUUGGCUUGUUGUGUACUGAAAGUAUGUAAUAAUGCUGUUGGCCACUUGUAUGAACUACGGCUGAAUCCCGCUCUCGAUGUUCAUCAGUUAACCUGUCGUAAUUCCAA